GCCGCCUGAGCCGCAGCCGCCGCCGCCGCCGCCUCCUCCUCCUCAGCCGUCGCCUCAGCCGCCUUUCCCCUCAUGGAGCUGUCGGCCAUCGGGGAGCAGGUGUUCGCCGUGGAGAGCAUCAGGAAGAAGCGCGUGAGGAAGGGGAAAGUGGAAUACCUGGUCAAGUGGAAAGGAUGGCCCCCAAACUGCACAACACGGGGGCGGAGCCAGCAGAGUCUGCUGCUCCCGAGGUACAGCACGUGGGAGCCGGAAGAGCACAUCCUGGACCCCCGCCUUGUCAUGGCCUAUGAGGAGAAAGAAGAGCGAGAUCGGGCCUCCGGGUAUAGGAAGAGGGGGCCCAAGCCCAAGCGUCUCCUGCUGCAGAGGCUGUACAGCAUGGACCUGCGCAGCGCCCACAAGGUCAAGGGGAAGGAGAAGCUCUGCUUCUCCCUGUCGCGGCAGUUUGGCGGCGGCGGCGGAGGCGGGGGCGGCGGCGGGGCGGGGAAGGCGGGCCCGGCCGAGCUGGCCCCAGAGAAGAGCGGAGUGGGGCCGGCCCUGCCCUUCCCGUUGAGAAAGCAGCGCAAGUCCCAGAAGUACCUGCGGCUGUCCCGCAAGAAGUUCCCGCCCCGUGGGCCCAGCCUGGAGAGCCGCAGCCGGCGCCGGGAAUUCUUCUUGAAGGAGCCGGCGGCCCGGGAGGCCCUGCAGGCCCCCGGCGAGUGGGAGCCCGCCGAGCCGCACCCCGGCAAGGAAGGUGCGGACCUCCCUGAAGGCGGAGCCCCCUGGAUCCCCGUGGUGCCCCCCAGCGAGGUGACCGUCACCGACAUCACCGCCAACUCCAUCACCGUCACCUUCCGAGAAGCACAGGCGGCCGAGGGCUUCUUCCGAGACCGGAGCGGGCAGUUCUGAAUCACCGUUUUUACUCUUCUUAAACGGUUUUUCUUUUGGCUUGGGGAGGGGCUUGGGGCGGGGGAGGUGGUGUAAUUAUUUUAUUUAAAAAAAAGAGAAAACACACACAAAAAGGGGGGAGGAAGAGAAGGAGAGGAGGAGUCAAGAAGGUCUCAGUUCCGGGCUCUGCCUCACUAGGAGGUUUUCGGGGAGGUUUGGGGCCCUCCGGGCGGAUCGCCUUGUUUCACAGCCCUGGUUGGUUACCUGGCUCAUCUGCCCUGAGCCACGGGAGGAGGGGCGGAGGCGGAAAGGAAGCGGGAGCGGACACUUCUCCGAGUCCGAGUUGGGGCUGUCUAUUCCGUGGCCGUUUCCUCACAAGGGCUUCCCCCUCCACGCCCCCGUGGCCACACUGGGGCUUCGGUCGUUUUGGAGCGGGGGGUCUUGGGCACGGCAGACCGGACGAAGCUGCCAUUUGAGGUUCCUCCCGUCCCUCCUCUCCCACCCUCUGCCCUCAAGAUGCCAUUGGUCCUUGCUGAUCUGGCCCUUGCCAGAGAGUCCUCAACUCGGUUCCAGAAUCAGUGCGAUGGCGGAGGCAGGAUAAAGCCCCCAGGUCUCAGCACAAGAAAGCUUCCUUUGCACAGAAUGAGCUUCUAGCUUUUGUACAGACUAAAUGAAUGUAUUAGGGGAGGGGGCUGAGGGUGCAAGUGGAUUCCAAGCAGAUGCCUUUUCAGAGUGAAUGCCUGGGUAAACGGAGAUUGUAAUACAAGGGGGAGGGCGGGGGAGAGUUAUAAUCGACGCAAAGUGUGGUUUUAUUUUUGUACUGAUAUCGGUAAGAGACUGUACAGCAUCUAUUUAUUUAGAUGAUUUAACUGGUAAAUGUGGCAAAAAAAUCUAAAAAGAGAAUAUUAAAGAUGAUGAUGAAGAAUCUGGA
This is a messenger RNA of Ornithorhynchus anatinus (platypus), 1795 nucleotides long. It is a transcript of the gene CBX7, whose product is annotated as chromobox 7. The record is from RefSeq and is a predicted model, not a curated record. Gene Ontology annotation, cellular component: PRC1 complex. Gene Ontology annotation, biological process: negative regulation of transcription by RNA polymerase II. The transcript is spliced from 8 exons. NCBI's taxonomy places the organism in Eukaryota, Metazoa, Chordata, Mammalia, Monotremata, Ornithorhynchidae. Bases 73 to 885 code for a protein of 270 amino acids.